AUGAGGUAUACCGCUGGGCAGCCCAUCAACGGUCACGCCAACUCGGAGGUAAGUACAAGACAAUCGCCUCUGGGGCAGGCUCCCUCGUUAGUUGUUGAGCGAGCCCUCUGCUCCGUUGCUCGGAGCUGCCUGUCCUCCGAUGCGGCGUCCAUGAGCGGUGACGAGGCGGCCGAUGGUCGUCUCGACCCGGCGGAGGGCGACCCUGCCGUCUUUCGGGCCGGCCGAGACACCGGCUUCAGCCGUGCCUGCUCGUCUUCUCCGCUCGCGUCCGGCCUCUGCUUGAGUCCGGCCAGUUCGCAGACGUCGUCGCACUUGACCGCAUUCUCGCCGAUCCCCAACGCAUCUCCUCCGUCGCCUCGGCUGCUGUUGUCGAGACAGCCCUCCUCGCAGCCCCCUAACACUUCGGCCGAGGCCAAUUUGUCGUCGGCGCCUUCGCCCGACUCGAGCCGACCCGCGGGCAGCACGUCUUCUGCCCUCAGCUCGUGUCCACUCGUCUCCUCCGGCUCAAUCUCCAGCCCCUCCAGGCACUACGAGGACACUCCGAUUGUGCUGCUCCCCCCCGCGGACGCCUCGUCACACCCAUCCUCAUCGCUGCCACUGUCACUGCCACCACCACCGCCACCGCCACCGCCACCGCCACCGUCAACUCGCAACUACGGGCUACUCUACAAUCUGUUGGUCGCCAGGGGGACGGCUCUGUCGGCCUUAUCCAGCCCCACGUGUCUCGAGAAGCGGCACUCGCCCAAGCCGACCAGCCGGUCUCCGAUUCCCGCUGGCCUCCCGCCCCAAGACAAUCAGGCUUCGGCCAACGGCACUCUACGUCACCAUGCACCUGACCAUAGCCAUGAGAACGGCGGUCCUUGCUGGCGCCACUCGCAGAGAGCACAAACUCCGCGUCGCCGGCGCAGCUUCGUCUCGCCGACCGGUGAUCCCCUCAUCCUGGCAAUGGCGCAGACAGGCAGCAGCCCUCAUCGCUCGUUCGCUUCUGCCGCCUCUUGCCUACCCGACGCUCUCAGCCCGGCCGGACUACCGGGCCUCCAUCAGGCCAGCGUCUCGAGGCACCAAGCCUCUGUCAGCCCUGGCCACACGGUCUGCCCUAACAGUGAAGGCCCCGCUUCCCGUGGCCACCCACUCACUCCUUCGCUCCCCCUCGCAUCCUCCUCGUCCUCGUCCUCUUCCUCGCCCCUCUCUUCGUCCCCCUCAUCCUCUUCCUCCUCCUCCUCCGCUUCUUCUUCUUCUUCUUCUUCUUCUUCGUCGUUGUCGUCGUCAUGCCUCUUUUAUCCCGCCUCCAACAAACACCUCAACGGUACAGUGUGGCCACCGCCGCCUUGCAAAGUUUCCCGGCCCUGCAGCCCCUCCGACCUGGAUCUCGAGCCGAUCAGGCCUGGCCUCCUCACCAACGGUCGACUCGCCUCGCCCGAGCCCGUCGGCCAGCUCGGCUCGUUGGCAUCUGCCAGACUGCCGCCUCUCGACCAGCGCUCGUCCGUUGCUGGUCCAACCGCGGCCGGUAUCCACGCUCGCCAGCACCGGCACCACUUGGAGUCCGGUCUCGUCAAACCGCCGGCCCAGGCCCACUUGCCUGCCUCACCGCUGGCCGCCACCAGCUGCGCUUCGCCAGUCCUCGCGAUGGCAACCGCCGUGGAGAGCAGACCGUGGUUACACGAGAGGUCCUCGAGGCUGGCCGACCUUUUGAGUAGUUCA
Messenger RNA from Protopolystoma xenopodis, 1701 nucleotides. NCBI's taxonomy places the organism in Eukaryota, Metazoa, Platyhelminthes, Monogenea, Polystomatidea, Polystomatidae. The record is from the annotation of a GenBank genome assembly.